Hymenoscyphus albidus is the source of this 2040-nucleotide messenger RNA. NCBI's taxonomy places the organism in Eukaryota, Fungi, Ascomycota, Leotiomycetes, Helotiales, Helotiaceae. The record is from the annotation of a GenBank genome assembly.
AUGUCGAUCUACAAUAAACGUCACAACGCCAAAGACCUCUCAGCGGCCUUUCCACUUUGUAUCGCUGGAGAGCCUCGCACUUUAGACCCAGCCUCCGGUACGCAUUCGCUAGCCUUCAGUUUGGACCUUGAUGGAGUUUUCUAUCGUUACGAUGAAAAUCUUCCAGGGGCAGUAGAUGCCAUCAAGUUUCUGAACCACAACAAGAUCCCCUUUACUUUCCUCUCGAAUGGAGGUAAUAUGACCGAAGAGGCGAAAGCCGAGGAGCUCUCUGAGAAAUUCGGUACCAAGGUGGAAACUCGCCAAGUCAUCCUACGCCAUACCCCAUACCGAGCUCUUGUCGAAGAACAUGGCGACAAGAAUGUUCUCAUGGUCGGUGGCCCUGGUCAACUCAUUCGCAAUCUUUCUCUGGAGUAUGGGUUCAAGAAUGUGUACACGACGAGUGAUAUUUAUGUAUCCGACCCCGACAACUAUCCCAUUGCCGAGUUGUCCGCGGCAUACCACAAGGAGAAUGCCAGACAAACAGUCCCCAAAGACAUCCAAUUUUCCGCCGUCAUUUUCUGGGAUAACCCCAAAGACUUCGGACUUGAUCUCCAAAUCGUGAUGGACGUCCUCCUCGCACGAUCUGGAACCUUGAACACGCUUGCCUCCCUCGAGCCUGACAAGGAGAGCAUCCGGCCCCCGAUUUACUGGUGCAACCAGGGCUUGACAUGGCGAGCCUCGAACCCCAUUCAUCGCUUCGCACAACGCAGCUUUAAGGCAGCAACCGAAGGCAUCUGGGCCGAAAGCACCAACGGAAAACCCCUUCGCUCGAGCGAAACCGUCGGUAAACCCUUUGCCUUGAGCUACGACUACUCGGAACAAGUUCUUCUCAAAGCUAUGGCUGCUACCGGUGUCGCCACCCUCGAUCGCGCUUACAGUGUUGGUGACAACCCAGGCAACGAUGUCAGAGGCCCCAAUGAGUAUAAGACUCAAAGCAAGAUUGGCACGCAAUGGAACACGAUUCUUGUAGAAUCUGGCUUCUGGAAUCCUAAGGAUGAGCCUGAGUUCGAGCCGGAUGUGAUCGUUCCUGGGAUCUCUGAGGCCAUUGCUUGGGCGUUGACAGAGUGCGGUCAUACUCUUAUUCCGAUCGGAAAGCCAACAAAUUCAGAUGAUUUAUUAAUUGAUGCUUCUAUUUCAAAAGUUGGAUACAUUCCCAACCCUCGUUUGUCUUUUGGUGUAGACCUCAACAUGGCAGUAGCUACCCUCGACUUAGCAGAUCAAGAUCCCCACCCAGAGGAUAAACGCAACGCCUUUCUCGUCUCAGAUAAAUCCGGCUACAGCAAUUUCGAUGACAUUGUUUAUGAGAACAUCGCACGAGUCUUCGGGAAAAGCAACAUCCCCUUCGACCCAUCCAACCCCCGUUCAUGGCUCAUAAAAUGGAAAGACUCCAUUCGAAGCCCCGCUCCAUCCGCCUACGAAUACAUCGGCGUAUCAACCACCUCUCCUUCUUUGAGAUUCAACCAAGUGGCCUUAGAUGCCGUCUCGGAGGUAUGUGGUGUUCUCACCAGUAACUUCCGACUCAACGUCAACCCUACAUGCGAAAUUGUCGUGCGCGUGGGCAGUAUACAGGGUUUCUCUCGCGAGACACUGGAGAAAUUCUUCAUCACCAUGUUCGCCUUUGAGGCUCAAUUCCAGAAGAUCCAUCCGGGCAAGUUCAGUCCACUACGUCAAUGGGCAGACCAGAUCGAGAAGUCACCCUCGGUGAAGCAGAUAGUAGGGUAUUUUGGCGAAGAUGGCUUCAUACGAAUCCGUCCAGGAGCCACGGAGGCGAGAACAGUUGUGGAAUUCCGUGGGCACAAACCAACUCUGGAUCCGGAAGUUGUCAAUAACUGGAUCAAACUGUGUGUGGGACUCUUGGAGUUUGCUGAUACUGUUGAUAAGGAUGUUCUGCUUGAUCAUCUGAAGAGGGAGGGCAACCAUUCCGCUGAGCGUGAUAUCCGUAGUAUCCUACAUGGAUUGGGCAUGCAACAGCUUGCUGAGUUUUAUGGGAGGGCGCUUUGA